Hibiscus syriacus is the source of this 1238-nucleotide messenger RNA. Its product is annotated as embryogenesis-associated protein EMB8-like. The record is from RefSeq and is a predicted model, not a curated record. Bases 29 to 1198 code for a protein of 389 amino acids. Gene Ontology annotation, molecular function: monoacylglycerol lipase activity; short-chain carboxylesterase activity. Lineage: Eukaryota; Viridiplantae; Streptophyta; Magnoliopsida; Malvales; Malvaceae. The transcript has 8 exons.
UAUAGAAGAAAUCUAGGCUAACUGCAUAAUGGCGAGCUCACCCUUGUCUCUGAUCUCCAAACCACCAUCAAUCACCCUUCUCCACCACCAACGUCCACCGCUACCCACCGUCCGUGUCAGUGCCGCAACCUCCACAACAAUGCCAAACCACCACCCUUCACUCGAAAUCACAGGUGGAGGAGCUAAGCGUUUCCUCCCUGCUCUCAAUACCCGCCACCAUCCUUACAAGCCUUUUCCCAUCAUUGGUUGGAACCGCCAUCUCGAGACCAUAUUCGCCGCCUUCUUCCGUACCGUUCCCGACGUUAAGUACCGCCGUGAGUGCCUCCGAACCAAAGACAACGGCACCAUAGCCUUGGAUUGGGUCUGUGGCGACCACAGCACCUUGCCUCCCGACUCUCCGAUCCUCAUUUUACUGGAAGGGCUAACAGGAGGGAGUCAGGAUUCAUACGUGAAGCAGAUGUUGGUGAAAGCUAAGAGCAAAGGCUGGAGGGUUGUGGUGUUCAAUAGCAGGGGGUGUGCAAAUAGCCCUGUUACUACUCCUCAGCUCCAAACAGAUUCAUUCACGGCAGAUACUUGUCAUGUUGUAGAUCAUGUUUCCUCCAUGUUCCCGGAAGCAAGUAUUUACGGUGUCGAUUGGUCUCUUGGAGGGAACAUCCUUGUUAACUACUUGGGAAGGGAGUACCAUAGAUGUUCUCUUUCUGGUGCUGUAUCACUAUGCAAUCCUUUCAAUUUAGUUAUUGCAGAUGAAAAUCUCCGAAAGGGCUUCAACAAUAUUUAUGACAGAGAACUUAGGGGAGAUGUACAUGAUGAAUAUAAUGUCCAAGCGGGUCUGAAUCCUUGUACAGUACAUGAAUACGAUGAAGCAAUAACACGAGUAUCAUUGGGUUACAAAUCAGUGGAUGACUAUUACUCAAAUUCUUGUAGUUGUCAUGUUGUUCAACAUGUUAGGAUUCCUUUGCUUUGCAUCCAGGCUGCAAAUGAUCCGAUAGCUCCCAUCGAGGCAACUCCUUACGAAGAUAUCAAGGAAAAUCCGAACAGCAUGCUGAUAGUAACACCCCAGGGUGGCCAUUUAGGAUGGGUUGCCGGUGAUGAGGCACCCUUUGGAGCUCCUUGGACAGAUAAUGUGGUGAUGGAUUUUCUCGAACAUCUGCGGAACGGAGCAUCAAACAACAACGCGUCGAAGCCCGAAGCAUUUUGAGCCAUGGAUAUACAAAGGUCUGCAAGAGGAUUCAGAGGGC